This is a messenger RNA of Monopterus albus (swamp eel), 8465 nucleotides long. It is a transcript of the gene marf1, whose product is annotated as meiosis regulator and mRNA stability factor 1. Gene Ontology annotation, molecular function: CCR4-NOT complex binding; RNA binding; RNA nuclease activity. Bases 152 to 5671 code for a protein of 1839 amino acids. NCBI's taxonomy places the organism in Eukaryota, Metazoa, Chordata, Actinopteri, Synbranchiformes, Synbranchidae. The transcript is spliced from 27 exons. Gene Ontology annotation, cellular component: cytoplasm; peroxisome. Gene Ontology annotation, biological process: regulation of gene expression. The record is from RefSeq and is a predicted model, not a curated record.
GUGACAGAGGUAGGUUACAAAAAGGUGCGGGUUAUUUGUGCGACAGAUCGAGGGAACAGGUCUUUGAGGAAGAUGUGAAAGACGAAACUUUAUCAGGAAAGUAUGAGAGAGAAGAGAGGCGAAAGUAUGGUGAAAGAUCUCUUUGGGUUGUAUGAUGGAAGGAUUGGAAAAGGAGAGAUCCAUACGCAGCUUUAGACCCUUCGCAUGGCCCAGUCACCCCAAAACGGAGGCCCCAACCCUGCUAUGGAAGCUCAAAGACUGCUUCUCCACCAAUGAGACAACCGCCCCUCCUCACACAGAUACCGAAAACAGUUACAUGGAGAGCAGAAAGGCUGUACUGGAACUGAAAGAUGUCCCUCCUCCUCCUCCUCCACCACACCAUACUUCCAUCUCCCAGUCAUCCCAGCCAUCCCAGCCCUUCUCUCUGGCACCUCUCCCUUUGCCUCCUGCAUGCUUGCCUCCUCCUCAGCUUACACAAGAUUCCCACCAACAAAAGCCACCACCAAAACAUCAGCAAGAGGGGCCUAGCCCCAAAGUAAGCAAUUGCACUCACUGUGAUUAUUGCAGCACAGAUGUUUAUGGGCUUUUAGGUGGUGGAGGUGUUGCUGGUAGCAGUAGCAGCAUUGCUGGUGUUGUAUCACUUUAUACAUCACCAGGCUCUUUGGGAGCACCUGUUAGUACCUGCACUAUUAGCAGGUGUGGGCCUUGUUCUUUAGCCUCCUCAUCUGCUCAUAGGUAUAAACCGAACCUGAGCCAUAGAAGUGGAGGUGACGCUCCCAAUCCUUUACUCAGUCUUGGUUACAAACCUCAGCUGCCCUCUUCUGUCGCUACCUCUCAACCUUUGUCAUCACACCCCUACCUCCCCUGCUGCUCAGGGCUUCUCCAUACCCACCCAUCUGUACAGCAUCCAUACAGUCAGUCCAGCCUGUUUCCCUCUUCAGCCCCUCCAGCUUUUUCUCUCCCCUGUUUUUCCUCUCAACCUGCUCCCUUGAAUGACUCUUGCCUGGCCUCUUCUGGCUACUAUACCUGUGGUGUGGACUGUAGCACAGCAGCCAGGAGAUCCCAGAGAAGCACAUUUGGUGAUCACCCAACCACCACCACCAUCACUACUACAACCACCUCAGCACAAUUCUGCUCUAAUCCUGUGCACCUAAAUGUAGAACGCACAGUUUUUGUGAAGGGUGCACACUACUGCAAGGAGUGCUUGUUGAAGCCUGUGAAUGGUCUGACAUCAGAGUCAGACAAUGUAUGGCCCAGUGUUCCUCUUCCCCAGACUACUCCUCUGCCUAUACCUAUUUGUAAUGGUUGUGGCACAUCCUCUGAUGGCAUGGUGCUCAUGCCAAUGACCAACCUUGGCAACACUGGCCAGAAGUAUGGCUCUCCAGAGAAUAGUGGUCCUGAAAACAUCCCUCCAGUGGGUGUCUUCUGGGACAUUGAGAACUGCAGUGUUCCUAGUGGACGCUCUGCUGGAGCAGUGGUCCAGCGGAUUCGUAGCCGUUUCUUCCAGGGUCAUCGUGAAGCAGAAUUCAUUUGUGUCUGUGAUAUCAGCAAAGAGAGUAAAGCAGUCAUCCAAGAGCUCAACAACUGCCAGGUCACUGUUGCACAUAUCAAUGCCACAGCCAAGAAUGCUGCAGAUGACAAGCUUCGUCAGAGCCUACGGCGCUUUGCUGAGACCCACACUGCACCUGCAACUGUCGUACUGGUAUCCUCGGAUGUGAACUUUGCAAGUGAGCUGAGUGACCUGCGUCAUCGACAUGGUUUCCAGGUAAUCCUGGUCCAUGGCAACCAUACAUCUCCGGCCCUGCUACAGCAUGCCCAUCGUCAUGUGGCCUUUCAGGAUAUCACAGCUGAUUUGCCACCACGAAUGCUUGUUAAAUCACAGCCCAGUUUCAACCUCUAUGUGCACAACCUCCCUGUCAACUGUGACAAGAGCCUGCGGAACUCUGUGAAGCUCAGGCUCCGUCGCCUGUCAGACAACUGUGGUGGCAAGGUGCUAAGCAUAUCCCAUGGCACCGCAGUCCUUCGUUUUGGCAGCCGAGAGGCAGCUGUGCGUGCCCGAAAGCGAAUGGAAAAUGAGGACGUGUUUGGCCACAGAAUCAGCCUCUCCUUCUCCCCUUGGCCCAGAGACGAUGCAAGUCCUGAGCCUGAGCAUCAGUCUCAGUCCCAUAACUUGCUUCAGGCUCUGCCCCAGCCCUUUCAAACUCAGGAUUCAGUGUUCGCCCCUCCCCCUUCUAUAUCCUCCUUCUCUUUUCUGCCCCUGGAGAAGACCAGGUCACCCAGGAGGCCACGGCGAGCAACACGCCCAUGCCACACCCCUGGCCCACUGCCUGAAAGGCCCUACAGCCCCAGGAGGGGGUGUAGUGGGCCCCCCGGUGGUCCCCCAGCCAAGCCCCAUCAGGAGCUGUGUAGUUUAGAUGGCAAGCCCAGAAUCGACUUCCACCACUUGGAUAAAGGGCGUGCCGCUUCUUCACCCCCCCACAGUAACUGUGAGACAGGAACCUCGGAGCAACUGUCCAAGCCUGUCCUUGCUGGAGAGUCCAUGUACAAGAGGAGAAGAGAGGGCUCCAAUCCUCGCAGUGUGACUGAAUCUCCUGUAGAACAAGGAGACAGGAGUUCAGGGGAGUUCCAGAUUAGCACACCCUCAGCCUUCAGCAAGUUGAACCUGCACAGGAGCUUCAGUCCUCUUGUCCUGUCCCAGGGCUCUUGGUCCUCCAGGAGUGCGUCCCCGUGCUUGUCCAGCCGCUCCUCACCUUUGCUUGCUGCCCCUCGCAGCCCUUGUCCUGAAGGUCCUUUUGAUCUUUUCUCAGAGAGGGCAGAGGUCCAGGUAGCCAACCUGGACUACAGAAUGUCCCGCAAGGAUCUGCAGAAGACACUGCAUGACACUUUCUCACGAUACGGGCGGGUGCAAGCUGUUGAACUUAGUCCCCACACUGACUAUCAGCUGAAGGCCAUAGUUCAAAUGUUGUCCCUGCAGCAGGCCAUCAGAGCCAUCAGUGGCCUGCACCGUUACAAGAUCGGAGGCAAGCGCAUUCGGGUGUCUCUAAUCACCAGUGGCAGCAGCAAAUCUCUUGCCAUGCUCAGCACUGAGAUCAUCAGCAUUCUUCAGGAUGCACCGGCCAAUUGUCUGCCCCUUUUCAAGUUCACUGAAAUCUAUGAGAAAAAAUAUUCCCAUAAAUUUGUGGUGGGGGAUCUGUACAGGCUACCAGAGGUGGUAGCAGUGCGGGAACAGGGAGGCUCAAGGCUUGUGUGUCUUCUGUCCAGCAGCCAAAUCCGUCAGAGUCCACUGGGAUCUUCCCAGUCCCAGGAAGGCUCCUCCUCAGCGAGUGGCAGCCCCGUGGUGUUUGAGGAGCUGGAGUACCAUGAACCUGUCUGCAGACAGCACUACACACAACAAAACUUUAGUGAGGCCGACUUUGACCCCGACUCCUAUAAAAUCCCAUUUGUUGUGAUGUCUCUGAGCACCUUAGCUUCUGAGGUCCACAGUCUGUUGCAGUCACACGAGGGCACCCUUCCACUGCUCAGUUUUCCAGAUUGCUAUGCAGCGAAAUUCAGUCCUCUACAGCUAGGCAAUGAAACAUUAGAGGGGGGUGUUCCGUUGGAGCACCUUAUUACCUGUGUUCCCAGUAUCACAAUCGUCACUGCACAGAAUGGGUUCAAAGUCAUCAAGUGGAUCCACAACAAACCACCAGCACCAAACUCUGAGCCAUGGAUUCAGCGUUGCAAGAGUCCGGUUGGCAACCCACAGCUCAUCCAGUUCAGCCGAGAGAUUAUUGAUCUAUUGAAGAGUCAGCCAUCCUGCAUCAUGCCCAUCAGCAAGUUCAUACCAUCAUACCACCAUCACUUUGCCAAGCAGUGCCGUGUCUCUGACUAUGGCUACUCCAAGCUGCUGGAGCUUCUGGAGGCUGUGCCACAUGUUCUGCAGAUCUUGGGUAUGGGCACCAAACGUCUCCUGACCCUGACCCAUCGUGCUCAAGUGAAGCGCUUCACCCAAGACCUGCUUAAAUUGCUUAAAUUUCAAGCUAGCAAACAAGUGGCAAUCAGGGACUUCAUGCAGGCAUACCACUGGUGCUUCUCCAGAGACUGGAGGGUCAUCGACUAUGGCGUAUGUGACCUAAUGGACCUACUGGCUGAAAUCCCCGACACCACCAUCACCAUCAUGCAUCAGGAUACAGACACAGUCAUCUGUGUCCCAAAGAGAGAGCGUACAGCGGAGGAAAUUGAGCGCACAAAGCAGUUCGGGAAGGAGGUGGUGGACCUACUUCGUCACCAGCCUCAUUGUCGGAUGUCCUUCAGUAAGUUCAUCCCCACCUACCACCACCACUUUGGCCGUCAGUGUAAGCUCAGCUACUACGGCUUCACCAAGCUCAUGGAGCUCUUUGAGGCAAUCCCUGACGUACUGAUGGUAUUGGAGUGUGGUGAGGAGAAGCUGCUGACUCUGACAGAAGUGGAGCGCAUCAAAGCCUUGGCAGCUCAGCUGGUCAAGCUGCUUCGGGCACAGAAAAACUCCAGCCUUCCCGUCAGCCAGCUGCUCACAGAAUACAGCAAGACCUUUGGGUAUGGGCUACGCCUGCAGGACUACGAUGCCAGUUCCCUCCCAGCUCUGCUGACCAAACUCCGCCAUGUUGUCAAGGUAGUAGAUGGCUCGGAGGGUCGGGAAGUGCAGUUAAUCAACAGGAAGUCUCUGCGCUCGCUGACCUCCCAGCUACUGGCUCUACUCAUGUCUCAAGAGGAGGAGCAUGUCAUCAAGGGUCUGAAGGUGGAAGAGCUGAGUCAGCAUUACCAGAGUGUCCACGGAGCCUCGCUUAACCCAUGUGAAUAUGGGUUCCUCUCCCUCAGUGAGUUACUCAAGAGUCUACCCUACCUUGUGGAGCUGUACCACGAGGAAAUCAAUGAAAACAGUAAUACUGGCAGCACCGCCAGUGGUCAGGGUGAGGGGUGGGUGAGGCUGACCAGGCUUUACCAAUUUGCCCGUAAUGUUCGUGCCCUGCUCCACACCUACCAUUACAACCAGAUCUUCCUCACUGAGUUCCCAGGGGCUUACAACAAAUUUACAGGCUACAGCCUUGAACCACGUUCCUACGGAUAUGCCAGCACUGAUGAGCUGCUCAGCGCCAUUCCUCAGGUGGUCUGGAUCAAAGGGCAUGGUCACAAAAGGAUUAUCGUUUUGAAAAACGAUAUGAAAGCAAAGGCAAGCCUCUCGAUCCCCAACAGUCCCCAGCCAGAAGAGAACACGGAGAGUCCCAGAGACAGUCCAGUGAGCAACGCAACGUCUGUAGCCCGGAGUCCAAGUAACACAGGUGAUGAUGUAGCUACAGAGUCAGAGCUUCUGUGUCUAACAUCCCCAGUGGACCUCCUUUGUGGUCCUGUGCCAUCCUGCCUGCCAUCACCUCAGCUCCAUCCUGACCCAGUUAUCCUCCAGCAGAUGGACCUGAUUCACUUUGAGGAAAAAGCGCCACCACCUGCAGAGAGCGAUGAACCUGAUGUGGCAGCUGCUGCAGUCACUGGCAGCAUAUUCACUCCAACUGAGCAGCCUGGCAGCACAGACAACUCUGCAGGCACAAAACAUCCUCAGGCACCUGACAUGAAGAAGAUCCCCUCAUCUGUGGACAGUCCCAGCAGAAGAGGCACACGUAGCAAAAUUAGGCUAGCCGCCAAUUUCUCAGGCCUUUGAGUCCCACACAUGUACGCAUCCAGGUUCAUACGUACAAAGCAGUUUGCAGUUCACAUUUAGUGUAAAUCUGAAUAGAAGAGUUAACCAGCUACACUAAACGGACUAUGCAAAUCUGAUUGGUUUCGUCCCCUCUAAGCUUAUUAGGCUGUUGGAUUCUUCUGUCACCAAUCAGCCAUCUUUGUUUGCUUAUUUCACAAUCGGUGUGCUCUCCUGAUAACAUUCACCAAGCUGAGACUUUUCUUUUUUUGUCUUGCAGAUUUUCUGCAGGUCUUUCAUUUCCCAAAUUCAUCUGCUAUAAGCUGAGUUUGAUUUCAACCUGAGGGGAGUUAAUUUUUAUUUUCAUGAAUGUGCAUCUUCAGUUUAGAGAUGCUCACUGGCUUAACAGAAAACAAGUGAAACUGAGUUAGUUGUUACUGUUUAAUAGCGUAUUAAUAAGCACUGAGAGAAUUGCUAGGAAUGAGUAAGUUUUCUAUAUCAAACCAAGAAAUGUAUUUACCCACAUUCUCAGUUUAACAAAAUUGACAAAAAAACGGAAGGUUGGUAGAGAUGUUUUGUUCAUGAGCCAUACUGAGAAACCUUCAUAAUUAGUUCUUGACUGGAUUCCCAAAAACAGAACAUUUCAUUUUUGAACUAAUUUCAAAUUUUGGAGCUUCUACUUUUGUAGGUAAACCCAGACAUGCCAGCCAAAUUAGUUGCCAAGUGCCUGUCUGUUUAAUUCUUUCAGUCUUUUCUGUAGAGGCAGCUUCUCUUUGAGCUACAUUUCAUCUAGUCUCUGUUGCAAAGUAGCCUAAAAACAGUGUUUUCAGUUCUGCUUGUAUUAUGCAGAGUAGUGAGUAGUCUGCUGAAGAGUUGCUCCUGAAUCUGGUGUGUUUGGUGAUAAUUCAGUGAUGGGACUGGAGAGAACCCGCUUUGUUCAGGUAGUGUCUUCUUUAAUGGAAGCUAUGUCUCUGAACAAGUAAGGUUUGGAUAGGAAGGUUGUGAUUGAUGUCCCAACAAGCAUUGCUCUCUGGAUUUUCUUUCUUGUAUUUUGACUUAAUUUCUAGCAGAAGGAUUGUUUCAUCUUUAAGAGGCCACUGAUGAAGGCCUGAAAGGGAAAAAGGCGACUCCUGCCUGGUGUGUGUGUUUAGGCAGCAAAAACUGACAGACUUAGACCGUUUGUUUUCAGCCAGCAGCCAGUGUGUUUGUGUUCUUUUAGCUGUGUUUGUCUGUGUGUGUGUGUGGUUUACGCUGGAGUAGGUGGUGUGAAAUGUGCAUGAUGUGCAUAAAUGAGUUUAUGCAUGAUGUAAGCCCAGGAGGAGCAGACAGGAACAGAUGAUGCUGAGAUGUUUAAGGCCAGUCUUUUUAUUUCCACCAUGUUUUAAGUAUCUUAGAGUUGACACCAACCUUGCAGUUGUCACAGUUGCUACAGAAAUGCUCAAGGUUUUUUUGAGUCAACCUUGCUGCUGGUAGGCACUGUAUAAGUGGUGGUGCCCUCACUGUCUGAGUCGAUGUGUUGGAGGGGAGCAGUGAGCACUCCUGAGUUUUUGAUUUUUAAUGAGAAGGCGAAUGGUUGUGAGUUUUUAGGGAACAGAGAUGGAACGGGAGGAGGCGGGCCAUUUGCGGAGCAGCACAGGGGCUCUGAGGAGCCUCCUGAACACACCGACAUACACACAGAGGACCCUCUGCGGCUCUCUGGGAUCUGCCGGGCUUUUUACAAUGGUUUGUAUCUGCCUCGGCACUAAAAGAAAUGGCCAUGGCUCCUCCCCAUCCCAAAGGAGUUUUUACUUGCUGAUAGGUAUUGGUUUUCUCUUUUUUCCUCAGUCUCAGGUUUUACAAGACUGAAGGCUGCUGAAUUGCCACCAGAUAAUGUUGGCUGCCAGUUAAGUUUAGCCUUGUCCAGGUGCCACUGAAGUCAAAGGGUCACUGUUGCUGCUGAGAAAAGGUUGAAAGAAUGGAUAAGAGCCCAUUAAUUCAGUUUCUUUGCAGCUUCAGUGUUUAGCAAUAUUUAUACCAUGAGAUUUCUCUGAUUUAUUUUGACUUGGUGUGAAAAGCCUUUAAUACUGAAAAAAAUCCACCUGCCAACUCCCUGAAAUGUCUGAGAUGCCAGUCAGAGGGUUUUUAAAUAGGCCGGCUGUGGCUCGUGUGUCUUCUGCUGUGUUUUACUGACAGUCUGGAAACCAGUUUGGUGAAGGAAUGACCAGUCCAGAGUAAUUAAUAAUUUAGAAUAGCUGAUUAUAGAAAAUGACUUGAAAUGCUCACAAGUAAUGUAUAGAUUUAUGUAUGAAGGCACUACUUUGUGUAUUUGAGCAAACCCUAGUGCUCCUCACAGUACUGCAGUAGCAACUAACUCAGAUGUAACUUGCCUAUUUAGCCUUCUCACUGCUUUUGGGUUACACCAGUGAGAAGCAGUUGUACCUGCCAUAAUAUGCACUUCUGCAUAGUUUUGGUUCAUGAAAUACCAAUGUGAAAUGAUUUAGUGUUUACUGGGCUUCUUGGUUUAUUUCUUAACACUGGCACUUUGUAUUGCUUCAGUUUUUAUGUUGCAUGACAUUUAUAUAGUCUUGCAAUCGACCAUUAACAAAUAAUUUCAAGGAACAUUUAGUCAGCACUGCAGUGUCUAUAAAACUCUCCUGUAAUUACUUUUGUUUAUCUGCUCAACGCUGAUGUGUCCUCUUUAUACUCACCUCCUCGCUCUGUCACAUCCUUUUACUGCCUCACCUCACAGGAAGUUGCUGUAAGAGUCCAACAUUUGUUGAAGGGACCAAAAAGAUUUCUGUUAAUAAAUUUCACAAGCAUCAUUUUGUGUUUCAUCUCA